AUGUCGCAGGAACAUCGGCGACGACAUUCUCGCGACCUGUCGAAGCAGACGAAAUACGUCGAAUUGGCGCUCAUUGGGGACUAUGAAUAUGUGAAGCAGCAUGGCUAUUCUGACGAGGACUCUUUAACCUACAUGCUUGAAGCUGUCAACAUCGCCGAUUUAAUGUUCUCGAGAGAUAUGAAUGUUCGACUAUCGGUGGUGUACGCAGAGAUUUGGCUCGAUGUUCAACGAGUAGACCUCUUCGAAGACAUUGAAAGGACCAUGAGUGGAGUAGUCGACUAUUCAACAGGACACAUCUACAAUAUUGCGAAGGAUGCGAGUAUUUUAUUCACUGGUGGUUCGUUUGCGAACAAAGAGGCAGUUAACGCAGUUUUUCGCAGUAUUUGCACAGCAAGAUCCACGACGAUAGUUAAGGUAAGGCAGGUGAUAUGUUAA
Cooperia oncophora is the source of this 435-nucleotide messenger RNA. The record is from the annotation of a GenBank genome assembly. Lineage: Eukaryota; Metazoa; Nematoda; Chromadorea; Rhabditida; Trichostrongylidae.